GUCAUGGACCUCAGAUAGGCAGGGUAAGGAAUCUAACGUGGUGUCAUGGACCUCAGAUAGGCAGGGUAAGGAAUCUAACGUGGUGUCAUGGACCUCAGAUAGGCAGGGUAAGGAAUCUAACGUGGUGUCGUGGACCUCUGAGAUAGGCAGGGUAAGGAAUCUAUCGUGGUGUCAUGGACCUCAGAUAGGCAGGGUAAGGAAUCUAACGUGGUGUCAUGGACCUCAGAUAGGCAGGGUAAGGAAUCUAACGUGGUGUCAUGGACCUCAGAUAGGCAGGGUAAGGAAUCUAACGUGGUGUCGUGGACCUCUGAGAUAGGCAGGGUAAGGAAUCUAACGUGGUGUCAUGGACCUCAGAUAGGCAGGGUAAGGAAUCUAACGUGGUGUCAUGGACCUCUGAGAUAGGCAGGGUAAGGAAUCUAACGUGGUGUCAUGGACCUCUGAGAUAGGCAGGGUAAGGAAUCUAACGUGGUGUCAUGGACCUCUGAUAGGCAGGGUAAGGAAUCUAACGUGGUGUCGUGGACCUCUGAGAUAGGCAGGGUAAGGAAUCUAACGUGGUGUCAUGGACCUCAGAUAGGCAGGGUAAGGAAUCUAACGUGGUGUCAUGGACCUCUGAGAUAGGCAGGGUAAGGAAUCUAACGUGGUGUCAUGGACCUCAGAGAUAGGCAGGGUAAGGAAUCUAUCGUGGUGUCGUGGACCUCAGAUAGGCAGGGUAAGGAAUCUAUCGUGGUGUCAUGGACCUCAGAUAGGCAGGGUAAGGAAUCUAACGUGGUGUCAUGGACCUCAGAUAGGCAGGGUAAGGAAUCUAUCGUGGUGUCAUGGACCUCAGAUAGGCAGGGUAAGGAAUCUAACGUGGUGUCAUGGACCUCAGAUAGGCAGGGUAAGGAAUCUAACGUGGUGUCAUGGACCUCAGAUAGGCAGGGUAAGGAAUCUAACGUGGUGUCAUGGACCUCAGAUAGGCAGGGUAAGGAAUCUAACGUGGUGUCGUGGACCUCAGAUAGGCAGGAUAAGGAAUCUAACGUGGUGUCAUGGACCUCAGAUAGGCAGGGUAAGGAAUCUAACGUGGUGUCAUGGACCUCUGAGAUAGGCAGGGUAAGGAAUCUAACGUGGUGUCCAUGGACCUCAGAUAGGCAGGGUAAGGAAUCUAUCGUGGUGUCAUGGACCUCUGAGAUAGGCAGGAGUUUCUCCAUGGCCGUGUACCUGGCGAGACAACAGACAUCCACAACCCUGCUGCAGAGACUACGAGCCAAAGGAAUCCGCAACCCAGACCACUCCAGAGCUCUCAUCAAAGAGAAGUUGACAGCUGACCCUGACAGUGAGAUUGCGACCACCAGUCUACGAGUCUCUCUACUCUGUCCGCUGGGGAAGAUGCGUCUGAUGAUCCCGUGCAGAGCGCUGACCUGUUCCCACCUGCAGUGUUUCGACGCGACGCUUUACAUCCAGAUGAAUGAGAGGAAACCCACCUGGGUGUGUCCUGUGUGUGAUCAGAAGGCCCCCUACCAACACCUCAUCAUCGACGGGUUGUUCAUGGAGAUCCUAAACAGCUGUGAGGACUGUGACGAGAUCCAGUUUAAAGAGGACGGGAACUGGUAUCCCAUGAGACUAAAGAAGGAGGUCACAGAGGUUUCUGCUUCAUUCAACGGCGAUGGCGAGUCGUGUCGGACCGUGGAAUCGGAGCCUCACAGGAACAGCUCGUCCCACGGCAUUACCAAUAAGGUGGUGGUGAUCGAUCUGACUCUGGACAGCUCUUCAGACGACGAUCUGGACCAUGAGCCUCCUCUCAAGAGACCCUGUCCCUCCUCCUCCUCCCUGUCCCCUGCCUCACCGCCUAUCAGCAACAAGGGCGUGUUGAACCUCCACAGCCAGGUAUCUCCGGUGGCCAGAGCUCCCAGCAUGCCUCCUGUUGAGACCAGCUAUAUCCCCCCUCCACCCCCCCUCAUACAGGACUACAGCCACUACUACCACACCCCCAACGACCUGGACCUCAACUUCUUCUCAUUCCUCCAGGGAGAAAACCAACAGCAUUACAACAUGGUGAUGGCGGCAGCGGCGGCAGCCUCAGCUUCCGACGACCACGACUUGCUCCUGAACCGUUUCCUGCCCUAUAGCUCCUCCCAGAUGUUCCUGGACCAACCAGGGACCCCCGGGGGUGGGAGCAGCGCCCUGGCAGCAGCCAACGGGGGCAGCAACAGCGGCAGCAGCUCCAGUCUGGUGUCGUCAAGUAGUUUGAGAGAGAGGGAUCGGGAUCGAGAAAGGGACAGCAGGUCCAAUGCAGCAGCCGCAGUCAUAUACGGCUCCAUACCAGACGUGAUCUCACUAGACUGAGGGGACGGGGACGGGGACGGGGGAUCUAUCCGUACAGAACUGGGGGAAAAACAACUGGAGGGUGAAAAUAGAAACCGGAGGAUGGUUUUGUAAAUAGAAAACUAAAGGGAAAGAAACAGUGCUAUGUACAGAGAGGUGGAAAAAUAUCUAUUUUAAAUGUUACUGUAAGCAGAAUCCUGAUGAUCAUGAGUAACUUCAAUUGAUUGUUUUUUUUUUCCUCCUGCGGAUACUGGAGCUUUUUAAAAAGGCCUCUUCACGUUCUCCCCAUUUUGAUGAUUAUAUUCCCUUUUUGUACUUUGUUUUUUACUGUUUUUAUUUCAAUAUUUCCCCGUCAACGGCAUUAUUUCUGUCUCAAAACGUGUUUUUACUGCGCUUCCGCGCAAAAAAAAAAAGAGAAUCUGUCCCGGUUUUUUUUGUUUUUUUUCGUCAUCACUGUAGAUUAUAUUUUCUUUCAAACAUUCAUUCUGUGGUCAAAUAAUAUUGUAUUUAAUUAUUUUCAAGGUAUUAUUUAUGACGCUUUUAAGUUAUGUUAGAUCAAUGUGUGCUGUU
This is a messenger RNA of Salvelinus fontinalis (brook trout), 2871 nucleotides long. RefSeq names its product E3 SUMO-protein ligase PIAS1-like. NCBI's taxonomy places the organism in Eukaryota, Metazoa, Chordata, Actinopteri, Salmoniformes, Salmonidae. Gene Ontology annotation, molecular function: SUMO ligase activity; zinc ion binding; transcription coregulator activity. Bases 646 to 2322 code for a protein of 558 amino acids. The transcript is spliced from 8 exons. The record is from RefSeq and is a predicted model, not a curated record. Gene Ontology annotation, biological process: regulation of transcription by RNA polymerase II; protein sumoylation.